GCUUCGGCAAAAACAACAACAUUUGUUUUUCACGUUUGUCAUUCAAAGCUCAAGGAGGAUCUAGUUACUUCUGUUAAUUUAGGUGCUGGUUUGACUUUUGUUCUAGGAAAUGCCUAUCGUUUAACUGGAUUUCGUGUUUACUAUUUACUCCCUGAAUAUAAUGAAAUACCAUUUGUGUUUGAAUUCUGCGUAGAAUAUUAUGAUGGCACAUGUAUCUGGGAACAAUACAAAGAUGUUAAUGGAACUAGAAAAAUAUACACAGUUAAAGAAUUAGAAUACAAUUUUGAUUUUGAAGGAUUUGCCUUUGGUCGUUUUGAUCCAGAAAUAGUUGCAAAUAGGAUACGCAUUUUGCGUAAAGUUGCAUCUACCGAAUUGUUUUUUCAUCCUAAAAAGUAUGAAUUGUUUGGCUGUCGUGAUGAUUAUGCCAUUUCAUACUUUCAAUAUAAUGGUUAUGAAAAUGGCUUGAUGACAUUAAAUGGUUUGCCAACUGAAACUUUAAAUGUCUGUGUAGUUUACGAUUUUGAAGAUGGAAAUCUAAAUAAUUGGAUAAAAGUAGGAAAAGCAUUUAAAAACCAACCAACUUUUGGAGAUCCGAAAUUUUUAAGAACAGAUAUGAAGUUUCCUACUGGGUUCCAUGGAAAAUGGUGGAUAUCAAGCUAUGAAAAUAAUCCAUUCUUUGGAGCCGCAACGGGUGUUGGAAGUUUGACAGAUGUCGGUUCUCUUAUAUCUCCUGCUUUUGUCAUUGAUGUACCAAUAGUUACUUUCCUAAUUGGAGGAGAAUAUCAGACAGGUCAAAUCGGUGUGGAAAUAAGAAGAUAUAAUUCGAUUGUUGCGAGCUUUUAUCUUUCUCUCAGUACUCCUUAUAUGAAAGAAAUGACACUGAAUAUUAAUGAAACUCUUCUUGGUUCUUUAUUUAAUCUACAUUUAAUAGAUAAUAGUGCUGAUGGUUAUCUUAUGUUUGAUUACUUCAAUCUUGUAAAAGACAGUUGCAUUUGUGAUUGUUGUGAAAAACUUGGUAUGGAAAAAGGUUCUGGCAGUAAAUAUUUUAUUGAAUCAAAAUCGAUUACUAGUUUCUGUAAUUCUACAAACAACCCUCCUGAUAAUGCAAGAUUUUCUCAAAAAUUAAAUGACUAUACUUCUUUUAGAUGUCUUAGAGAUUGGCUUAGUGAUCGUCCAUGGCUAAGCAUAAAGCUAGUGUAUUUAAGUGUUAUUGAUGGAUGGUCUUCUCAAGGAGUUUUUGCUGCUGCAAAUUGUCUUGUUUCAACUUACCAAGUUAUGUAUGCUACUAAAGAAAGUAUGUGGCGAUAUAUAAAAGCUAGUUCUGGUCAUAAUGUUUGGUACAUGAACAUGUUUAAAGAUGGUUCUCAAAGACAAAAACUCAAUCCAAGGAUUGAGGCUCAACAUAUAAAAUUUAUAUUUAUUAAUGCUGUUGAUAAUCUCAAUUUUUGUUUUCGAGUAGAAAUUUAUGGAUGUUCAAAAUAUAGCUUUGAUUCAAAUGGUCAACCAUUUCUAAAGAAAAACAUUUAUACUAGAAAUGCAAAAAAUGACAAGGACUACCAACUAAAAUUAAUAGAUGUAUCAGAUACACAAACAAAUAUAAAUCUUUCAUGCUUGAACAAGUCUGAAAUAAUAUAUCCAAUACAAAAUCAAUAUGAAUGGUGGGAGAUCAUCUAUAAUACAAAAAUUAAUCUUAACAACCCAUUGAAUACAAUAAAUCUUUCAUUGGAAAAGAAUUUUUAUAAAAGAACACUUCAAUGCUUUGUAACUAUCCCUAAUGCUAAAAGUUAUACAAUAAUAAGGGAGUUUCUGAUUAUCAGUGAAAUAGAAAGACCUUCUCUUGUUCCAUUUGUUACAAUGGAUCCUGGCUUUGAGUAUCGUGGUGGAACACUAGUUAGUGGUAAUCCCUCUGUGUUUUAUACAGAUUCCAUUCAGCAAGCAUUUGUAUCACUUCAUAUUGCUGAUUUAGUGCAUCCGCUAUUAAUUUAUUCUGAGUAUCAGUAUUACUGUCCAUUUCAACAUAAAUACUUUCAUCCAUUUGAAAAUAUUAAACAAUACUAUGGAAUAAAUGAAGACCCAUUGCGUUGUUUUAAUAAAGCCAUUCAAGAUGGACAUCGUUCAUUUUUUUAUGAUGGAAAUCGUUUAUUAGCAGGUAAACAAACCAAUGUAAUGGCAACACUUAAAAAUGGUGUAUAUAAAUGUGUUAAUAUAACUGAAGAGAGUUAUCGUCAGUAUAUGAUGCUUUGUGAAAAAAAUUGUAGUUCUUAUAAUGAUGCUAAUUAUAAUCCAAAGUACACUAGAGAAUUCUUUAAAUUAGUUAAAAUGAGCCUCUGGAAAAAAAUUAACUUGAAAGUGGAUGUCAAUGGUGUUUUAAAAUAUGAAACUUCAUUAUUUGUUGAAGAUUAUCAAGACUCAACUGGUGCGUUUCGAACAAGAAGCAAUUUUUAUGAAACUGAAUUUUAUACAAAUCCAGAUCAAGUGGCAAAUAUUAAUCAAGCUAUAUAUCCAAUUGUACAGUAUUUAGAUUGUAAUACAGGGGAAGCAUAUUCUUUAACUGGCUAUUAUCCAUUUAAAUUGAAUGAAGCUUGUGUGUCACUUUUUACACCUUAUGGUUCAACACCACAAGGAACUGGUCAUUUUUUAACUUUCCUUUAUAUGUUUCCUGUAAAAAGUUAUUCUGUAUACCCUCGAGUCAAAAUUUAUGGAGAAGCUUAUUAUGCUAAUAAUGAAAAGUCUUACUUUGAGCAAACAUAUAAUGUUCAGCACAUAUCCAAACCAGUCAUUAUUUUAGACAGUAAUAUAGGAAUUUGUAAAGGUGAAUACCGUGAAAUUGUUCCUAUGAUAAAAAUUAACGGCAUAAAAUUUAAUGGCUGGGAUACACUUAAAUACUCCUGGAGUUGGAUUAAUGAAGAAACUUUUGAAGCAAAAGAGACAGUUAACUUAAUUCAAACUAGUGAUCUUACGAAUCAAAUGAUUUAUGUAUUCCAAGAAAAACUGGUUAUUAUUAAGGCUGAUAAUUGGCAUACUAAAACAUAUCUCUUUGAAGUUGACUCGGUUAUGGGUAAAACUAGUAAAAGGACAAAAAUAACAGUUUACAGCGAUUAUCCAAAGAUCACAUGGAUAACACCUUCGCCAACCAUUGUAAUCAAAGAUCUAAGUGAUAUUCUUGAAAUAAAAACAAAUACAGACAACUUUAUUAAAGAAAUAAAUUGGUACCUCAAUGGCACUGUAAUUGAAAACUCAAUAAUGUUUAGUUUUUUAGAUUAUCAAAAUAUGCCAUACCAAAGAAAACGACUAAUGUUAUCUAAUUUGGAUAAUAGAAAAAUGUCUGGUACUUAUAGUGUUGUAUUAGUUUCAGACUUUUGUUCAUUCAAAAACAUCAUUGAUGUUGUUGUUUAUGAAAAUCCAAUAGUUUCAGUAAAUAAGAAGUUUGUUUCAAUACUACCAAAAAGUUCAUUGGAACUGAAGGCAACUAUAAUUGGUGGAUAUCCUCCAAUUCAGCUUUCCCUGCUUUCGUGAUGUGAUCGGAAAUCGGAAAUCGUGAAGUGAUCGGAAACAUCGGUUUUUAUAAUUACCUUAUUGAGCGACUUGAAAAAUUGGUUGUUAAAGUGUUAUCAAUUAAUGAUGAUGAAUGACUUGUGAUUCGAGCGGCGAUGAAUUAAAGGUUUCGACGAUAGAACCGAAGCUGCCGGCCACAAGCUGUACGAUAUCAAAGCAAACCAAGAGUGAAGAAUAUUUACCGCAGUCUAUAUUGAGAACAUUACAAAUUUCAGAAUCUAAGGCUGCGGUACCCCACAUGUUCAAGCUGAUGUUUCUUGCGAUGCUGAAAGACAGUGAAUGAAGUCCAUAUAUUUAUAGAAGUAAAAAGAAACGACAGCAAAAUCUACGGAAAAUUUUUAAAAGAAAGUAAAGUUAUGAACAAUGAUAUUGUAAAACAAAUAAAGUUUGUAAGCUACCUAAAUGAUUUUAAAAAGUUUUUACGUUAGUGAUUUUUGGUAAAACCUUUUUACAAGAUUUUUCAGUGUAAACUUGAGAAUGAAACACUCGACAAUUUUUA
Messenger RNA from Hydra vulgaris (swiftwater hydra), 4054 nucleotides. The record is from RefSeq and is a predicted model, not a curated record. NCBI's taxonomy places the organism in Eukaryota, Metazoa, Cnidaria, Hydrozoa, Anthoathecata, Hydridae.